Hydra vulgaris (swiftwater hydra) is the source of this 2547-nucleotide messenger RNA. RefSeq names its product inactive tyrosine-protein kinase 7-like. Gene Ontology annotation, biological process: multicellular organism development; protein phosphorylation; cell surface receptor protein tyrosine kinase signaling pathway. Gene Ontology annotation, molecular function: transmembrane receptor protein tyrosine kinase activity; ATP binding. Gene Ontology annotation, cellular component: plasma membrane; signaling receptor complex. Lineage: Eukaryota; Metazoa; Cnidaria; Hydrozoa; Anthoathecata; Hydridae. The record is from RefSeq and is marked provisional.
AUGUUUUUACUCUUAAUUUAUAAAAUCGUACAAUGGUUUUUGGUGAUAUUACUUUGUAACAAUGAUUUGAUUCAAAAUAUUACUACUGCUGUAACUGUUAUUGUUGAACCAAGAAAUGUGUUGCAAGCUGCAAAGACAGAAGUUUUUGUGAACUGCACUACUAGCCCUGUUGAAGAUGCACAAAUAAUUUGGAAUAAAGGCGAAGAAAAUAUACCAAGUUAUUCUGAAGGUACUAAAGAUGAAGUGUAUGUGUUGCCUAACAAUACUUUGUACUUAAAGUCUCUCAAAAAAAAAGAGGCAGGUACAUAUACAUGUAAUGCAUUUCUCACGCUAGAAAAAUUGUUUCAAACAGUUGUCAUUGAAGUUGCUUUUUUACAAAAGUUAAAUUCAAUCGAUCCUGUUAAAGUUCUUCAAGGAUAUGUUGCUGAAAUUGUUUGUGAAGAGCCAGUGGGCAAGCCUCAACCUAAAGUAAAAUGGCUUUAUAAUGGAGCAACAAUAUCGCCUGAUAACCCUAACAUUGAUAGUAGUAGUUGGACUUUAAGAAUAAAAAAGACCAUGCUCUCAGAUGCUGGUAAUUAUACAUGUGUUGCAUUUAAUUCGGUAGCUGAGCGUACAGCUGAAGCAAAAUUAACUGUUGUUGUUGUAGGAGAUGUUGAUGUUUCACCAAUAAGCGAUAGUAUUAAAGAAGGAGAAUCAGCUACGUUUAAAUGUGAAUCAAAAUCUGAUCCUCCUCUUAAUGUUAAAUGGAAACGUGACAUUGAGACUUGCUCAACAACAGAUAAUUCACAAUCUGUUUGCAAAGUUACUAAAGAAGAUGUUAUCCCUAAUGAUCGAGUUAUUAUCUCUGGUGGUACACUCUCUAUAAAGAAUGCUUCUGUUAAAGAUGAAGGCAUUUAUUUAUGCGAAACAGAAUUAAGUACUCAAAUCAGCUCUGCUAAAGUUCAGUUGAAUGUUUUUGAGCUAAUGAAAGUGGACAAGAGCUUGCAUAAUGAAAUCCAAACUUGCGACAGACUGCGACAAAAUAAUACAAAGAUAACAUGUCAUUUUAGAGGUGAUGGCAAGUACAGUAUUCAAUGGACUCGCUUAUCACCAAAUGCAAUUUUAAAUAGCAAUAUGAAAGUUGUUAAUGAUUCCAUUUAUAUUUCUGAUCUUAAGUUUGAAGAUAUGGGGCAAUUUAAAUGUGAAGCUGUGGGUGAAUAUAAUAAUGCUACUGCCUAUGUGAAUUUCAUCGUUUAUGAACAUCCACAAUUCAUAAUUUCUCCGAAGAAUAUAACAGCAUACAUAGGUGAACCAGCUUGGGUACAUUGUCAAGGUAAAGGGUUUCCCAAACCACGAGUUUAUAUUUUGAGAGGCAAGAAAGAUGGUGGCAACUUAAACAAUUCUUAUUUUGUUCAGCUUCCAAAUGAUACUUUUUAUAUAAAAUCAUUAAAGAAAGAAUACAGCGGAGAGUAUUUCUGUUGGCUUAUUGAACAGUAUGGGUCUAUAAGUGAUACUUUUUCUAUAACUGUGUUAGAAAAAGAAGUAAAUACUGGCAAGGGAAGUCCCAUGGGGAGAACAGUUGGUAUAGCAGUUGGGUGUGCAGGUGUCUAUAUUCUGCUUGUUAUCGGUUUAAUGAUAUAUUGCAGAGCAAGAAGAGCUCGUUUGUUCAAGAAAGGAAAGCUUGUUGAAGUUGAUGGUGAACCAUUAGCUGAAGAUCAUUUAUUAGGUGCAAGUGACAUUCCAUUGGUAUCAAUUGAAAAAUUAAUUUUCAAUUAUGAGAAUCUCCAAGAGAUUAUGGUUCUUGGCUAUGGGAAGUUUGGCAAAGUUUUUAAAGCAUAUGCUAAAGGUAUAUGUGAAGAAGGAACAGAUACUUUGGUGGCAGUCAAAGUUUUUGAAGAAACACCUGUUAAUAAUGUUCUUUCUGCGUUUAAUAAAGAAACUGAAGAUCUUAUGCAAUUUCAGAACAGUUAUGUUGUUCGUUUACUUGGGUUGGUUCGUGAGUCACCUUUUUGUAUAAUCACAGAGUACUCUGAACUGGGUGACUUAAAAGAAUAUUUACAAACAAACAAAAAUAUAUCUUCGUCGGCUCGUUUACAUAUGUGUACUUGUAUUGCAAAAGGUAUGAGUUAUUUAGCGACAUUGCAUUAUGUUCACCGGGACCUAGCAGCUAGAAACUGUAUUUUAUUUUCACAAAAUGAAGUGAAGGUAUCAUUUCUGAGUCUGUGUAAUACAACUUACAAAGACGAUUAUUAUCUUUUAAACAAUUUGCUUGCUCCUGUAAGGUGGCUUGCACCCGAAUCUAUUAGAGAGAAUAUCUAUAAUGAAAAGACAGACGUUUGGAGCUUUUCAGUAACUAUGUGGGAAAUAUUUUCUAGUGAAGUACAACCUUUUCAUGGUGUUUCAAAUGAGGAGGUAGUCAACAGGAUAGGAAAAGAUUUACAGUUAACUAUUCCAAGUAAUUGCCCAAAAACCUUGUAUAAAAUCAUGACUCAGUGUUGGCUUGUUAAUGCCUUUGAUCGACCAACCUUUGAUGAACUACUGUCUCUUAUGGCUGAAAUAAGUCAUUAA